AUGGAAGUGCUACGCCGUUCCUCAGUCUUUGCUGCAGAGGUGAUGGAGGUUUUCGACAGGUCUCCCACUGACAAGGAGCUCGUGUCCCAGGCCAAGGCUCUCUGCAGAGACUACAUCAAUUCCAGGCUAAUUCGAGCAGGUGUGAGCUGGAGCAAACCUGAGCACAAUGCACCAGUGCCUGGUGGUAAGCUGGCCGAGGUGUCCACCAUACUGCUGCGGUUGGGGGAUGAGCUGGAAUAUAUUCGCCCCAACGUCUACCGGAAUAUUGCCCGCCAACUGAACAUCUCCCUGCACUCGGAGACGGUGGUGACAGAUGCCUUCCUCGCAGUGGCAGCACAGAUUUUCACGGCAG
Messenger RNA from Nestor notabilis (Kea), 352 nucleotides. RefSeq names its product bcl-2-related ovarian killer protein. Gene Ontology annotation, cellular component: mitochondrial outer membrane. Gene Ontology annotation, biological process: extrinsic apoptotic signaling pathway in absence of ligand; intrinsic apoptotic signaling pathway in response to DNA damage; regulation of apoptotic process. The transcript is spliced from 2 exons. Gene Ontology annotation, molecular function: protein homodimerization activity; protein heterodimerization activity. NCBI's taxonomy places the organism in Eukaryota, Metazoa, Chordata, Aves, Psittaciformes, Psittacidae. The annotation marks the transcript as partial. The record is from RefSeq and is a predicted model, not a curated record.